This is a messenger RNA of Staurois parvus, 429 nucleotides long. The record is from the annotation of a GenBank genome assembly. NCBI's taxonomy places the organism in Eukaryota, Metazoa, Chordata, Amphibia, Anura, Ranidae.
AGCCGAAGAUGUCGGCUCGGUCAUGUGAUCAGCUGUGUCCAAUCACAGCUGAUCACAUGGGACAUGAUCAGUGUGCCCUGAUGAUCAGUGUGGCCCCAGAAGUGCCACCUGUCAGUGUCCAUCAGUGCCAGCUGCCAGUGCUGAACAGUGCUACGUGCCAGUGCCACAUAUCAGUGCCUACCAGUGUACAUCAAUGCCACAUAUCAGUGCCCAUCUGAGCUGCCUUUUGGUGUCACCCAUCAGUGCCAGCCAGUGCCAGCUAUCCAUGCCAAUCACUGCCACCUAUCAGUGCUGCCAAUCAGUGUCACCUAUCAUUGCCAGUCAGUGCUGCAUAUUAGUGCCAGUCAGUGCCGCUUAUUAGUGUGCAUCAGUGCCCGUCAGUGCCGCCUAUCAGUGCCAGUCAGUGCCACCUAACAGUGCCAGUCAGUG